AUGCAUUAUAAAAAUAAUUUACAAGAAUUUUCUCGCUUCAUGUGCAAAGAUGAAUAUAAUUUUUCAACUGAAUAUAUAACUAUAAAUGGAAAUCAAAUAUUAGUACGAAGAAGUUCACGUCUUAAAAAUAUACAACCAAAAAAAUAUAUUUUUAAACGUCCAUAUAAAAAAAAAUUUAAAAUCUUAUAUUGUGAGAAAUGUAAUACGUUUCGAAAAACAAAAUUCUGUACUAAAUGUAAAAACAAAUUAUACAAUGUACAAGAUUUUGAUAUCGAUUCGAUUAAUUCAGAAUCAUGUUCAAUUUCUUCUAAUUCAUCAUAUAUUUCAGAUGAUGGAUUUGUUGUUCUUGAUAAAAAAUGUUCAAGUUUCUUUGAGGAUGAAGGAUUACGAAUGGAUGAUAGUGAUAAUUAA
Molecule: messenger RNA, 411 nt
Organism: Cetraspora pellucida
Lineage: Eukaryota; Fungi; Glomeromycota; Glomeromycetes; Diversisporales; Gigasporaceae
Source: the annotation of a GenBank genome assembly